GAAGAAGAAGUAAGGGCGACUGUGUUCUCUGCAGCCGGUUUCCGCUGCGCACAAUCACAGCUCCAGGACCAGCGGUGGAGUCGGUGCGCUCUGGCAGAAAGCAUCCUUCCUCCUCAUCUCUCUCGGCUCAGACAGCAGUCAGAGCUCCUCUCCAUGCCUCCAAGCCGCAGCUACCGGUCGUUAUCUGAGGAAUCCCUUGCAAUGAAACCGCUAUAACCAACCUCUUUUUUUCUUUUUAUUUCACUCUUUACUUACUUACUUCACACACAAAGCAGAAAAGAAAGAAACGCAAGCAAGAAAGACUCUUCAUCUGCAAGUUUUCGUGUGUUUGUCGCACUGGAGGGGAGGAAGCGAUGGCAGCCCCGGUGAAAGCAGCGUUGGCUCUUCUGGUUCUCACCGUGGCAACUGCCUUGUGUGCAGAGGUGGAGGAGCGGCUGGUGAGUCACCUAUUGUCAUCAGAGCGCUACAACAAGCUGAUCAGACCAGCUGUCAACAACAGCCAGCAGGUCACCAUUUACAUCCAGGUGUCCCUCGCCCAGCUGAUCAACGUGAAUGAGAGGGAGCAGAUCAUGACCACCAACUGUUGGCUCACUCAGGUAUGGAAUGACUACAGAUUAAUGUGGGACCCUGAUGAGUACGAGGGAAUCAAGAAAAUCCGCCUCCCGUCACAACACAUCUGGCUCCCAGACAUUGUCCUCUACAACAAUGCUGAUGGGACCUAUGAAGUCUCCUUCUACUCCAAUGCUGUGGUCUCCAACAAUGGUGAGGUGGCCUGGCUUCCACCAGCUAUCUAUAAGUCAGCCUGCAAAAUCGAAGUCCGUGACUUUCCCUUUGACCAGCAGAACUGCACCCUCAAGUUCCGCUCCUGGACCUACGACCACACUGAAAUUGAUCUCAUCCUCCUCAGUGAUUUUGCCAGUCGUGAUGACUUCAAACCCAGCGGUGAGUGGGAUAUUGUUUCACUGCCUGGACGCAAGAAUGAAGACCCUGAUGACAUCAGAUACCUGGAUAUCACCUAUGACUUUAUUAUCAAGAGAAAACCUCUGUUCUACACCAUCAACCUGAUCAUCCCUUGUAUCCUGAUCACCUCUCUGGCUAUUCUGGUGUUCUACCUCCCAUCAGACUGUGGCGAGAAGAUGACCCUCUGCAUCUCUGUCCUCCUGGCCCUUACUGUGUUUUUACUCCUUAUCUCAAAGAUUGUGCCACCUACGUCUUUAGCAGUGCCUCUGAUUGGGAAGUACCUGAUGUUUACGAUGGUGCUGGUCACCUUCUCCAUCGUCACCAGCGUUUGUGUCCUUAAUGUGCACCAUCGGUCCCCCAGUACACACACCAUGCCUCCUUGGGUUAAGCGCAUCUUCUUGUACCGACUCCCUUCCUACCUCUUCAUGCGGAGACCUGGUAGCUCCAACAUCCGUGAGAAAUUUCGAAAAAAACACCAGCAGCGAUCGUACUCUGACCAGAAGCUGCGUGGAGCGGAUGGGGGGACUGGAGGCUCUGCAGGAAUGGCUGAUUCCUCCUCAUCCUUCUUUGUCAAUGAGGAGUCGGCCAAACGCUAUGGCUGGAAGAUCAGCGACAUGUCAGAGAACACAGAGUUCAGGAAGAGGAUGACGCUCAAGUGCAACAUUGAUGUGGAGGAUGCAGUGGAUGGCGUGCGCUACAUUGCUGAGAAGAUGAAGACUGAGGAUGAUGAUGAAGGGAUCAUUGAAGACUGGAAGUACGUAGCCAUGGUGAUCGACCGUCUCUUCCUGUGGAUCUUUGUGUGUGUAUGUGUGGUCGGGACAGUCGGUCUCUUCAUGCAGCCUCUGUUCCAGAGUUACAACACCCCCAUUAUUGAUGACAUGGACCAUAACUGAAACCCGAUUCCUGAACUUUGAUCUCAACAUGACCCAGAAAUCAACUUUGAGUCCCCCCAGAAACAGAGCUCUGAUAACAUUUUAACACAUGAACUCACACGUCCGCCUCGCACUGCACUCUCACUGGGAAAUGAUAAUAAUGCACUUUAGCCCUCUUCCAAUACUUGCUCCCCUCCUUACUUCCAUUACCUGCCCUUUUCAUCCUCCACUUAACCUGCCAUCCUCUGCUCAUCUGUCGCCCACAGAAGAACCAGGAUCCAUUCGCUUUUGGUGAACUUAUAGGAUAAUUCUGGUGUAUUUCAAAUUUAGUCUAAUUUUUGUAAUUUUGGCCAUGAUUCUGGUCAGUUGUAACACUGUAUUCACCAAGAGAUCUGGGAGUGUGGCAACAUUGCUGUCUCUAAACCUUCAGGUUAGCCAAACAUAUUGUAUAAGAUUAUUGCCAAACUAUCUGUUGUAAACAUCCAUCACAGUUAAGGUGCUGUUCCUACAGUAUUACUUUGACCUAGGUUCUUACCAUAGUUUUCCAACAUUCACUUUAUUCAGAGAUAAAUAGAUAAUCUAGUUUAAAUAGAUAAUCUAGUUUAAAUACAUAAUCUAGUUGUACUGUUGGCUGGUUGGAUGUUGUUGUAGCAGUGCUAAUGAGUCUCUAGAACUUAGCAAAUAUAUGGCCAAAAAUACAAUAAUACAGCAAGUCCCAAUUUGUAAUAAACCAGAAUUUUAUUUUAAUUCAAAACGUGAAGUGAAAAGCACCAUUUAGUAAUCAUGCUCUGUCUUGGUUAUCAAUAUAGCCCUGCAGUUCACCAAGAAUAGAAAUGUAGCAAUUUUUAAAGAGAUUUCUUUACCUGAAAUGGUUGAAUUGAAAUUGUAUUGUCUCCUUGUCACUGUUCACAAAAGGUUUACCCAACUAUCAGCAACUCAGGACAUGAUUUUUUCUUUCUGUUUAGGCAAGACUCAAUUUCACGCUUUUCUACCAUACUCCCAUAUCUCUCUGUCGUAAUCGCAUCUUGAUGGCCCCGAUAAGACAUUAUGGAGGCUAGCAUGCAUAAAACAAGGCUCUUUACCUCAAAGAGAGAAAUAGCCCAAAGAUGAACAAAACCACACAUAAGCAGACAAGCACAUUCUGCAGAUAAGGGCCUCACACUAACAGCACACCCCUGAUGAAAAGAUGAUUCCCUUCUGUGUAGAGACAUAGAAGAUGAUCACCUCCCUGUGUCCUCACACAUACUGUACAAUUCUAAUAUUUGCCUUGAACAUGAGAGCGAGAGGGGACACAAAACAGCUUGUGUUCUAAUUGUUGUAUUGUACAAACGAUGGAUGAGGGGUGUGGAAGGUACCCAGCCUGUUUUUACCCUCACACACUCUGGCCUGACUGGAUUGACUGAUCAAAUCUACGACAAGCUGCUGUUGUGAUGUUAUUAUACAGCUGUGUUUUGAAUGAGGGAAGG
Thunnus maccoyii (southern bluefin tuna) is the source of this 3298-nucleotide messenger RNA. Its product is annotated as neuronal acetylcholine receptor subunit beta-2-like. The record is from RefSeq and is a predicted model, not a curated record. Gene Ontology annotation, biological process: nervous system process; monoatomic ion transmembrane transport; chemical synaptic transmission. Bases 354 to 1853 code for a protein of 499 amino acids. Gene Ontology annotation, cellular component: neuron projection; postsynaptic membrane; synapse. The transcript is spliced from 6 exons. Lineage: Eukaryota; Metazoa; Chordata; Actinopteri; Scombriformes; Scombridae. Gene Ontology annotation, molecular function: transmembrane signaling receptor activity; acetylcholine-gated monoatomic cation-selective channel activity.